AUGGAAGAAACAAUUCGUGAUGAUUGGUUUAUGGAGGAUUAUCCAUGGUUAUUCAGUUUUGAAGGAAUUCUCAAUUGUUUUGUAACCGAGUAUUUUAACCGAAAUGCACUCAUUUCUAAGGAGAAAUGUGACUGUGGAAAGUUCAAUGGCUAUCCUAUUGAUCAUGAUCAUCAUAAGGUGUUGCUUGAUCGUUUGGUAACAACUUGUCAUGAAAGAAGGAAGAAGAAGAAAGAUGAUGAAGUAAUUGAAGAAAUUCGUCUACAUGAAUGCAAAUAUGAUGAUGAAGUUCAUCUUCCUUCAUCUUCUCGGUUUUCCAUCAGCCUUACUUGUAAGUCCACACCACACUUGUUCUUAUCUUAUUCUGGAAAAUCAAGAAACAUUCGAAAAACCUUAGGGUUUCGCUUCUUAUCAUUGGUGAGGUCGCGUUUCUUCUUAUCAGUACUAGGGUCUCGUUUCUUAUCAUCAGUGAGUCCUCGUUUCUUCUUAUCAGUAUCAGAUUUCAUCUUGGCGAGGGGCCAGAUUGACAAGACCUGUGAGACUUCUGAGAUUGCUCCAUGUUCCUUGUGUGGCUGUGUGAGGAUACAUAGAUUAAUGGUUGCGAUAGGGGUUAGCAAAGGUCCUUAUUUCUUCUCUACCAGGUGUUGUGUUUGCCUGAGAGUGAGAGUUAGCAGAGGUAGGAACCGCUGUGAAGCUUUCCGCUCCAAAACCCCAACUGGUGGUGCCGCCUUCAACCGCUUGCUUGUUCUGGUGCCCAUUGUUUCUUGUUCUAAAAGAUUUGGAUUUGUUUCUUGUUCUGGUGCCUUCAGCCGCUUGCUUGUUCAAGACAUCGUUCAAAAGUUCCCACUAGACAUUAAGAGUCUUGACAAAAGUUGUUUAGGUCCUUUGAGGAAAGCUUAUUGCAGCUCUCUUAAUCUACUUUUAAGGCAUGAGGCACAUGAAUUUUCUAAUGAGCUUAGAGCAAUUACAAAAGCAUCAACAAAUCCAACUGUUUUGCUCGAAGGUUCAACUGGUUCAAAUCAAAAUGUAAACAAAGCAGAUACUUCCACUGCUCUGAAUAAUAUGCCAAAAUGCUCACCAUAUUUAUCCCACUCCUUUUUGAUGAGUCCAGCAGGACUCAUCACAUGCAUGACACAAGGAACUACUAGUCUUCUUAGUAAUACAAUUUAUGCCAUAAGUGAUGCUGCCACCCAAGAUCAAGUUCCAGAGAAUGAUGUCAAAGGAAUUUCUAAGGAUAAACCACUGUAUGAUCUAUUUGUUUCUUUACUUUAA
Messenger RNA from Lactuca saligna, 1269 nucleotides. The record is from the annotation of a GenBank genome assembly. Lineage: Eukaryota; Viridiplantae; Streptophyta; Magnoliopsida; Asterales; Asteraceae.